AUGGCUGAGAAGUGGGCUCGGCAAGUUUGCAGCGGGGCCGAGGCGGCGGCGGGGAGUUGCCGAGCCAGGGCGCGCUCGCCGCGGCUGCUCUUGCUGCUUGCGGUGGUGCUGCUGUGGACCGAGGCGCCGGUGCUGCCCGCUCGGGGCCAGGCUCAGCAGCAGCCUCAGCAGCAGUACAACGGUGAGCGCGGCAUCUCGGUGCCGGACCACGGCUUCUGCCAACCCAUCACCAUCCCGCUGUGCACGGACAUCGCCUACAACCAGACCAUCAUGCCCAACUUGCUGGGCCACACCAACCAGGAGGACGCCGGCCUGGAGGUGCACCAGUUCUACCCGCUCGUCAAGGUGCAGUGUUCGGCCGAGCUCAAGUUCUUCCUGUGCUCCAUGUACGCGCCCGUGUGCACCGUGCUGGAGCAGGCGCUGCCGCCCUGCCGCUCGCUGUGCGAGCGGGCGCGGCAGGGCUGCGAGGCGCUCAUGAACAAGUUCGGCUUCCAGUGGCCGGACACGCUCCGCUGCGAGAAGUUCCCCGUGCACGGCGCCGGCGAGCUGUGCGUGGGCCAGAACACGUCGGAGCGCGGCACCCCGACGCCGUCGCUGGGGCCCGAGUUCUGGACCAGCAACCCCCAGCUGCGGCCGGGCUUCGGCGGGGCAGGAGCGGGGGGAGGCGGCGGGAGCCACCUGGCGGACCGGGCGGGCAGGUUCACCUGCCCCAGGGUGCUCAAGGUGCCCUCCUACCUCAACUACCGUUUCCUGGGCGAGAAGGAUUGCGGAGCGCCGUGUGAGCCCGGCCGCCCUUAUGGGCUCAUGUACUUUGGGCAAGAGGAGCUGCGCUUCUCGCGCACGUGGAUUGGUAUCUGGUCGGUGCUGUGCUGUGCUUCCACCCUCUUCACGGUGCUCACCUACCUGGUGGACAUGAAACGCUUCAGCUACCCGGAGAGGCCCAUCAUCUUCCUCUCGGGUUGCUAUACUGCCGUGGCAGUGGCCUACAUUGCAGGGUUCCUGCUUGAGGAAAAGGUUGUCUGCAAUGAGCGCUUCUCUGAUGAUGGCUCACGGACAGUGGCCCAGGGCACCAAGCGUGAAGGGUGCACCAUACUCUUUAUGAUGCUCUAUUUUUUUGGUAUGGCCAGCUCCAUCUGGUGGGUGAUCCUCUCCCUCACUUGGUUCCUGGCUGCUGGAAUGAAGUGGGGCCAUGAGGCCAUUGAGGCCAACUCACAGUACUUCCACCUGGCAGCGUGGGCUGUUCCUGCCAUCAAAACCAUCACCAUUCUGGCCUUGGGGCAGGUGGAUGGAGACGUGCUGAGUGGCGUCUGCUUUGUGGGCAUUAACAACGUGGAUGCCUUGCGGGGCUUUGUGCUGGCGCCUUUGUUUGUUUACUUAUUCAUUGGCACUUCCUUCCUGCUGGCUGGAUUUGUGUCUCUCUUCAGAAUCAGGACCAUCAUGAAGCAUGACGGCACCAAGACAGAAAAGCUGGAGAAGCUGAUGGUGAGGAUAGGGAUCUUCAGUGUCCUGUACACGGUGCCUGCCACCAUCGUCAUUGCCUGCUAUUUUUAUGAGCAAGCUUUUAGGGAACAGUGGGAAAUGAGUUGGUUUGCUCAAAGCUGCAAGAGCUAUGCCAUCCCCUGCCCCAGCAGUCACCACCAUCCGCCCAUGAGCCCUGACUUCACCGUCUUCAUGAUCAAAUAUCUCAUGACCUUAAUUGUAGGAAUCACCUCUGGCUUCUGGAUCUGGUCUGGGAAAACACUCAAUUCUUGGAGGAAGUUCUAUACCAGACUUACCAACAGCAAGCAAGGGGAGACUACAGUGUGAAGUUCACACAUUAGGAAUAGCAAGCGAAAGACCUUGUCGCCUGCCCAUCAUUCCAGCCAGAGACUGGAGGUGAGAAACUCAGGGAUCAGUUUCCUUCGGCAGGGACUGAUCCCUUCAGCUCACAGGAAACUGAUAGGAAAAAGUAUGGUGAAUGGAGAGACCUUUUUCUCCCUGCCUUCUGCUGGACUGACAUUACUGUAAAGUUGGAAAUAUGACUUUGAGGUUGUUGUAAAUAGCCUCUGUAAGAUUUUGUGAUUGAAAGGCGU
Varanus komodoensis (Komodo dragon) is the source of this 2072-nucleotide messenger RNA. It is a transcript of the gene FZD1, whose product is annotated as frizzled class receptor 1. Gene Ontology annotation, molecular function: Wnt receptor activity; Wnt-protein binding. Gene Ontology annotation, cellular component: plasma membrane. The coding region runs from base 1 to 1806 and encodes 601 amino acids. The transcript has 2 exons. The record is from RefSeq and is a predicted model, not a curated record. NCBI's taxonomy places the organism in Eukaryota, Metazoa, Chordata, Lepidosauria, Squamata, Varanidae. Gene Ontology annotation, biological process: non-canonical Wnt signaling pathway; canonical Wnt signaling pathway.